Plasmodium gonderi is the source of this 954-nucleotide messenger RNA. RefSeq names its product aminodeoxychorismate lyase. NCBI's taxonomy places the organism in Eukaryota, Apicomplexa, Aconoidasida, Haemosporida, Plasmodiidae. Gene Ontology annotation, molecular function: catalytic activity. The coding region runs from base 1 to 954 and encodes 317 amino acids. The record is from RefSeq and is a predicted model, not a curated record. The transcript has a single exon.
AUGGCAAUUUUCAUAAAGAAUAAUGUGCCAUCGCUAGUCGAUAUGCCAGCCCUGGAAUUCAUUAAAUUGGGAAUACAUGGAGUGUACACUACCAUGAAAACAGUAACAUCGUAUGAAUAUAUUUUUAACUUUACCUUACACAUGAAAAAUUUGCAUAUGUAUGCUACGAACUUUCUCAAGUUACAAAUAAAUGACAAUAACAAAGAAUGUAUAACGAACAUUUUACAGAGUUUAACAUUAGAGAAUAUAUGUAAAUAUAGUAGCAGAAACAUCAAGACAGGUUUUGAAUUUUUAAAUGCAUUAAAUGAUGACUCAAAAAAAAAACAUUUUAGUGAAAAUUCUAAUUAUAUGGUAAUGGUUACGAUAACAUGGGAUAUAGUCAAUAAUAAAAAGUAUUCUUUAAAUGUGCCAUUUUCAAUUUUGUGUUAUAUAAAAUGUCUACCAAGACAUAACAGUAAUGUGCAAAUUGAUAUCAUGUGUGGGGAAAGAAAACUGCCAAAUAUAAAAUACUCAAAUGUGUUUGAUAUUCGAGAAAAAUUAUUAAAAUUAAAAAAUGAAGAUAGUAACGAUGUUGUUCUAUAUAACGAAAAGGGUGAAAUAACGGAAGGGUUAACUUGUAAUUUUUUUUGUUUUUUUGAAAAUAUUUUGUAUACAGCAAAUGAUGAAUAUGUUCUUAAAGGGACCACACGAGAACAAAUAAUAGACUUGUGCGAAAAAGAGGGGAUUAAAUUAAAAAGGGAAUCUAUCAACAUAAGAGAUGUUGAGCUUUUUGAAUUCUGCUUCAUAUGCUCAACAACUAGAAAUAUUUUACCCGUUAAAAAAAUAAUACUAUAUUCGGAAAAUAAAAAAACAUUUGAAAAGGAUGUCAAUCACCCCGUUUUACUUAAAUUACAACAAAAAUUAAAGGAAGCAAUCGAAAAAAAGAAAGAAAAAUAUGAUGCAUACAUCUGCUAG